Molecule: messenger RNA, 1628 nt
Organism: Anarrhichthys ocellatus (wolf-eel)
Lineage: Eukaryota; Metazoa; Chordata; Actinopteri; Perciformes; Anarhichadidae
Product: GTPase IMAP family member 7
Exons: 3
Coding region: 141-1169 (342 amino acids)
Molecular function (GO): GTP binding
Source: RefSeq, a predicted model, not a curated record
ACGCCAGGCACCACAACAGAUGGAGCUGUGCCCCCCUCCGGCGCCGAAGUCAGUCAAGUUGAGUCCAGCAGUAUCACAGGAACGAGGAAGUGCGAUCAUCCCAGAUUCAGCGCAUAACACGGCGGUGAACGAGCGCAGACAUGUCAACAUCUGCCGCACAGUCAGCCGAGCUGAGGCUGGUGGUGCUGGGCCGGACCGGGGCCGGAAAAAGAUCGGCCGUCAGCAGCAUUCUGGGCCUGCACGAGCCUCCUCAACAGGGCGCAGAUGCUGCCGCCGUGCAGGAGUGCAGCAAACACCGAGGAGAGGCUGCAGGUAGACAGGUGGCGGUCGUCUCCAGUCCGGCCUGGUUUGGCUCAGGCUGCGACCCCGAGGAAAGGAGGAGACACACAUCCUCCUUCAUCGCCUUGUCCAGCCCCGGGCCGCAUGUCUUCCUGCUGUGUGUCCCUGUGAACCAGCCAGCCGACGGAGAGGCCAAUGCGCUGGACGUCCUGGAGAAGCUAUUCGGCCCUUCUGCAGUCAGCGCAAACACCAUUGUGCUCUUCACCCACACCGAGGAGCUGGAGGAGGACGAGCAGCUGGAGGCGUACCUCGCCACGUGGCGCAAGGACCUCCGGGAGCUGGUGGAAAGAUGCGGUGAACGCUACCACACACUGGAGACCCGCAGUGGAGAAGCAGAGGAGGGGAACGCCGUUGAGGAGCUGCUGGAGAAGGUCGAGCAGGCGGUGAGUGUGAGCGGGACGCAACACUGCAGCUGUCCUCUGUACCAGGAGGCUGAGGAAAGAGUGAGAGAGAGGCAGGUAGAGAUCGUGAGACGGAGGAGAGGAGGGGACCAGGUGGCUCCCACGGACUCACGACCGGAGGAAAACGUCACAGAAGAAGAAAUGGAGGCGGUCCGGGAAGAGGCAGAGAGGAGCGUAGGUGACUUGGAUGUGGAUGUGGAUAGUAUUUUCCCCUCGUCACCUGCCUCCUCUGCUCCCUCUUUUCUCUGGGGCUUGUGGGAGAAGCUGACAGGCUGGAUGAGGUGGCUGCCCAAAAUGCUGAGAAGGGAGGCCCUGCUGGGAGCACUGGUCGGCCUGUUUGUGGGAGGGCCGUACGGGGGCAUCAUGGGAGCCACUGUAGGAUCAGUGGCUACGGAGGUGGGGAGAAGAAGAACACAGAAAAGUAAAUGAGAGGUCAUCUCAUGUUAAUGUGUCAUGCAUUAAGUUGCACCUUAAAGUCACUUCACUGUGUUCGGCACACCAUUGUAUUACUGAGCUUUUUGGUUCACCAGCUGGCACCUGCCAAAUAAUAUUUAUGCUUGACCACUGAGCACCAGUGCUUAUAUUUUCUAUUGCAGAAGGGAUACAAUUCUCUAAUCAAGCAUACUGUAUUAUCAUAUAUCAUAUCAUAUGGCUUUAUUCAUGAUUAAUAAGUCAUGCUUCACAGAUCAGUAAUAACCAAUUAAUGGGAACAAUGCUUACCAGUUUGGAAACGUCCCUUUGGCUAGUGUUCAUCUUCCUCUAGUAUAUCUUGCUUUGUCAUUUUUCAUUAGCUCAGUUAUUCAUCUUGAUGACUUAACUUACUCAGUGACUGAAGUUAUAAAUGUAAAUGAUAAAUAAAGUUGUCUUCCACGACUGUUCAAAAACGUC